Messenger RNA from Pygocentrus nattereri (red-bellied piranha), 6851 nucleotides. It is a transcript of the gene mecom, whose product is annotated as MDS1 and EVI1 complex locus. Bases 81 to 3869 code for a protein of 1262 amino acids. Gene Ontology annotation, biological process: negative regulation of transcription by RNA polymerase II. Gene Ontology annotation, molecular function: DNA-binding transcription repressor activity, RNA polymerase II-specific; protein binding; RNA polymerase II cis-regulatory region sequence-specific DNA binding. The transcript is spliced from 17 exons. Gene Ontology annotation, cellular component: nucleus. NCBI's taxonomy places the organism in Eukaryota, Metazoa, Chordata, Actinopteri, Characiformes, Serrasalmidae. The record is from RefSeq and is a predicted model, not a curated record.
AAAAAAAAGAAAGGGGGAAAAAAGAGUGAAAGCGAGGCUCGAGCAGAACCCCGCACGCGCGCCGACACACGACGGGCAUCAUGAGGUCCAAGAGCAGGGCGAGGAAGCUGACCACGGGUGAUGAAGGCGACUUCCCGCUUUUCCCCUCUGCUGUUCUGGAGGAAGUUGGAGGUGUGUCUGAUGGAGACCCUAUCCCACUGGUCACAGCUGACGACAUCCCCCCAAAUCUUUUGCAUGAGGGAGACGCUGCUGAAGAACCUUCCACUUUCAACACUUCCUUUCACGCACCUUUGUACCUGGGCAGGGAGGCGGUGGAGGCAUCAGUGCCCCCAGACUUUGAACUACGCGAAUCGGGCAUUUCCCCCGGCAACCUGGGUGUCUGGAGCAAAAGGAGGCUGGAGGUCGGUGAGCAGUUUGGACCCUUUGAGGGAACAACAAGCCCCGGGGACCCAAAGCGUCUUCAUGGCUGGGAGAAGGCCAGUUUUGAUGGGCGUGUGUGUGAUAGCAGAAGCUGGCUAAGACACGUCCAGAUAUCACCGUCCUCGCACCAGUACAACCUCACAGCCUACCCGAUACAUGAGCAGAUAUUUUACCGUGUGGUCCGCGAGGUUCAUCCUAGUGAAGAACUCAUACUGUUCAUGAAGGCUGAGGAGUUUUCAUGUGACACCAUGGCUCCAGAUAUACAUGAGGAGCGCGAGUUCCGCUGUGAGGACUGUGAGCAGCACUUCUCCUCAGGCCCUGAGCUGCUGGAGCAUCAGAAGCAGUCCUGCUCCAUCCGGACCCCGUCACAUUUCAGUCUGCCUGAGCAGGGCAUUCCGGCCAGUGACGGAGAAAGCACUGAGCUCCACCCACUCCUGAUGCACUCAGCACACUCCCCACAGGAGUGCAAGGAGUGUGAGCAGGUGUUUCCUGAUGCUCAAAGUCUGGAGGCUCACUCUCUGUCUCACUCAGAGGAGAGGGAGUAUAAAUGUGACCAGUGCCCGAAGGCCUUCAACUGGAAGUCCAACCUGAUUCGCCACCAGAUGUCGCAUGACAGCGGCAAGCAUUACGAAUGUGAAAACUGCUCAAAGCAGGUGUUUACGGACCCCAGUAACUUGCAGAGGCACAUCCGCUCUCAGCACGUCGGCGCCCGGGCCCACGCCUGCCCCGAAUGCGGCAAAACCUUCGCCACCUCAUCUGGCCUCAAACAGCACAAACACAUCCACUCCUCCGUCAAGCCCUUCAUAUGUAAGUCUCUCACCCGCUUCAUAUGUGAGGUUUGCCACAAAUCCUACACCCAGUUCUCGAACCUAUGCAGACACAAACGAAUGCAUGCUGACUGCCGGACACAGAUAAAGUGCAAAGACUGCGGCCAACUGUUCAGCACCACCUCCUCACUCAACAAGCAUCGGCGUUUCUGUGAGGGGAAGAACCAUUUUGCUGGCGCCGGAGGGCUCUUUGGCCCAGGCAUUUCUCUCCCUGGUGGCCCCGGACUGGACAAGUCUGCUCUUGCUGGGAUGGGACCUGGCUCAGCUGGUCUGGCAGACUACUUUGGAGCCAACCGGCACCACAGCGGACUGACGUUCCCAGCUGCCCCGCCAGCAUUCCCAUUCGGUUUCCCAGGACUCUUCCCAUCUGGACUGUACCACCGGCCUUCUAUCAUCCCAGCCACUUCACCUGUAAAGGGCCUGCCAGGGACGGACCUACGGAAGAGUCCCUUGCCUAUUCCUGGAGCUCACGAGCCCCAUGACCUUCUGAAAAGCUUCCGCAAGCAUUCCUUCAAUGGGGAAGGAGAAGACAGGGUGCAGCACCAGAGAGAAGGCUCUGGCCACAAGCCUAAGAUGAGUGACCAGUCUGAGAGCAGUGAUCUGGAUGACGUCAGCACUCCCAGUGGAAGUGAGCUUGAGAGCACUUCUGGGUCAGAACUGGACAGUGAUGCAGAGAGCGACCGGGAUCGCGAUCGAGACAGGGCAAGGGAAAAUGGGAAAGGACCCAAGAGGAAGUCCAGUGGUUCUAAUGCUGGACAAAGUCCCACCCUUGUCAGCAGCUCCAGCAGCAGCAAUGCAGCUAACGGUAAUGGGAGCAAUGUGCCUCCACCAGGAUUUUUCUCUCCAGCUCUGGAUGAAAACACUGCAGUUUCUGGAGCAGUCAAUGACUCCAUCAAGGCCAUCGCCUCCAUAGCGGAGAAGUACUUCGGCUCCACAGGAUUGGCUGGCCUGCAUGAUAAAAAAGGGGGCACUCUACCGUACACCUCCAUGUUUCCUCUGUCCUUCUUUCCUGCAUUUUCACCCCCAGUGUACCCCUUCCAUGAGAGGGAACCUCUCCGACCUCCAACCCACAAAGGGGAAGCGGAGAGCCCAUCAGCCGAAAGCAAGAGACCACAGGGCAGGAGCACUGAGUCACCCUUUGACCUCACCACCAAGCGCAAAGAGGAACGCCUGGCUCCAACCUAUACCCCCUCGAAGCCUGAGGCAUCACACGUACCCUCUGCAAAUCAGGACCAGCCUCUGGACUUGAGUCUGGGCGGGCGAAGCCGAGGUGCACGUAUCAGAGGGGAGGAUUCACGGAAGAACCACGUAUUUGGCGAAGAAAGGUUUGAGGCGGAUGCUCCUAAAGCAGACCCCUCCCUCCAGCAUGCAAGACCCACUCCCUUCUUCAUGGACCCCAUUUACAGCAGGGUUGAGAAGAGGAAAGCGAGUGAUCCGUUUGAGGCGCUGAAAGAAAAAUACAUGCGUCCCACACCGGGAUUCCUCUUCCACCCACAGUUCCGCAUGCCUGAUCAGAGAACCUGGAUGUCAGCUAUAGAGAACAUGGCGGAGAAGUUGGAGUCCUUCGGAUCGUUGAAGUCCGAUGGUGGUGACAUCAUGCGUUCCGUUCCCUCUAUGUUUGAUUUCCGAGCUCCGCCCACCACGCUGCCCGAGACCCUGCUGCGCAAGGGCAAGGAGCGCUACACCUGCAGAUACUGCGGCAAAAUAUUCCCACGCUCAGCCAACCUCACACGGCAUCUCCGAACACACACAGGAGAGCAGCCCUACAGGUGUAAAUACUGCGAUCGUUCCUUCAGCAUCUCCUCCAACCUGCAGCGUCACAUCCGCAACAUCCACAACAAAGAGAAACCUUUUAAAUGCCACCUGUGUGACCGCUGCUUUGGCCAGCAAACCAAUCUGGACCGCCAUCUCAAAAAACACGAGAAUGGUAAUUUAUCAGGCACAGCAAUGUCGUCCCCCCAAUCAGAGCUGGACAGCAGCAGUGCCAUUUUAGACGAUAAGGAGGACUCCUACUUCAAUGAAAUUCGCAACUUCAUCAGCAACAGCGGCCAAAACACCACCUCACCCCCACACUCCGAUGAAGCGUUGAACGACAGCCAUUUUGAGGCGGACAAAGCUGUGGCCAAUCAGAGGUCACAUGACCCGGAUGAGGAGGAAGGGGAGGAGCAUGGGCCAGAGGAGGAGGAGGCAGAGCACAGCGACGCUGCUGGGAAACCCACUAACAAGGCCUCAUCCAGUAACCUCGGCGACGAGGUCAACGACGACCUGGACUUUGACGGACCAAACGAUCUGGACAUGAACUGCAAAUCUUCACCGCAGAGGUUUGAUGAUGACGAGGAGGAUGAAGAGCACAGUGGUUUCUCCACGCUAGACCACAUCCGUCACUUCAGCAUGGACGAAGCAGAGCUCAGCGCUGUUGACGUAGGUGACUUCGGCUCCGCCCACCUGCCCGAGACCAUGAAGCAGCCACUGUACAGAAAGUCUAAAUCACAGGCCUACGCUAUGAUGCUGUCUCUGGCUGAUAAAGACCCUCUGCCCCCUUCUCCUCACGCCGCCUCUGUGUGGCACACACUCGGUCGAGCGGCCGAAUCCAACGCCAUCCAGUCCCUCAGCCACGUAUGAUGCUUUCUGCACCAUGACCUCUGACCCCUUACCCCAACAACAGGCACUAGGACUGAACUUGGCCUUCACUGGGCGUUCACUGCUGGCUGCAAUGCUUACUUAUCCUGAAACACUAUCGUUUGGGUCCCUGGUCUACAGUAAAAGACACUACUUAUUAUAUAACCUGACAAAUUAUUGAUGACCUGAUCGAUCUUAUUCGAACUAAUGACAUUUCAAUGGUGGUAAAUACAGUGAUGAUGAUGAUGAUGAUGAUGCUGAUAGUAGUAAUAAUAGUUGUAUUUAUUCCGUCCAGUUUCUAUAUGUUUUGCACAGCAAUGGCAGCUGAUGAACAGGGGAAAGGUUGAUAAAACUGGGACACUAUGUUACAGUUUUAUUUUGCAUUUUCAUAGUAGGAUGGCUCUUGGAUGGUUAUAAAUGGAGCCCCUGUCCAGUCCCCCUGAGAGUCUUCCACUUAAAAAAAAGAUGAUCCCAACAAAAUAUGACUGACACAUCAAAUUCCCAUAAUCCCUUUUUUCAUUUGGUGAUGAAUGGAUCAGUAGAACUGCUAGGAAAGUAUGAUUUCCUACAACAGCGACAUUGUUUGGUAUUAAAUGCACAUCCUGUCACACAGCCCUGACCACAGUUUCUCACAUAUGUGCACACACACACACACACACACACACACACACACACUUCCAGACCCCCACUCUCUUGUAUGGGCCUGAAUACACCAAGCCGACCUGGAUGAUUAGGCAGAUGCCGAUACGUGUACUUUCUGCGAAAGAAACUAACUAAUAAUAAGUAACAGUGCUCUCGAUUUGUCUGCAAAGGUCUAGACUGACUAGUUUGGCAAACGUUAACAGGCUUCUCCAGUAAUAUCCGUAGUUUGUUAAUAAUCUUUCAAUGCCGGUGUUUAGGCUAAACCUAGUUUGGUGCUAACAUGAGCAAAUCUCAUAAGCGUGCUAGUUGAAAUCAGCAUUGUUGUAAUGCGAGUAUUCAGAGUAAAGCCUACUUAUAAAGUGUCUAUAUAUGAAAUGACGUGUAAAUGGUGCAUAUUCAUAAUUAUAUGGCAAGAAAGUCCAUGAAAUAACUGUGUAUCUCAUACUUUGUUAGUAUGUCAUCAGCCUGAGCACCAUCUGAGCUCAUGAGUGAAUAGUCCUUGUUAAGAAUUGGUUAUUUAAAUACUACUUGUUUAAAAUGUGGACACUAGAAAGCAGAAGUGAUGAUAAAAGUGGCCUUGAAAAAGCAGGCUACUCUUUGUGUGAGCCCUCAUUAGCUUGCUGUGCUCACUUCUGUUUGUCUUCUCAUGUGGUGAUUCAUUAGGCUGAACAGCCAAUCAGGCAGCUCUCUCACCACCAAUUCUAAUUCAAAACGCUCGAUUGACCAAAAUCAUCUCACCAGCCAAGAGUCAAUGGUGCAGGACACACGGAACAAACUACGGGCCGCUGCCAACAGUCGGCUUGGUGUGUCGGGUAUUAGUGCAAGACCAUAGUAGUAAUUCAUAUACGGCCUGCACUGCAGUCUAAAAUCACACUGACCUGGUCUAACUGCUGGCCUCUGAGUAGAUUCGAGUGUUUGUAGGACCGUGUAUGGACCAGCCAUGCCUGUGCUCAUUUAGGUCUAAGCUCAUUUUCCAUGAUAUAUCAGACAUCGAAUUGAAACACAGGCUCUAAAAGGGAGGAAAGGGAGAAGCAAAUGACUGGCAGAGUCUGGGACCCAACACUGAGUUACUGGUGCCGUUCCCUUUAAACCUUGUACAGUAAUAAUACGUAAAACUUUUCUUCUUAAAGGGGAAGGCAAACUGGUUCUUUGUGAUGUAAAAAAUGGGGACAAAAUAAAUAAAACAUCCCACGGACACUCGUCUUACGGAAGAAGACAUGAGGAGGAGAGGGUGUGACUGUUCUCCGGUUCCGUCCAGUGAAAGCACUGCAGCAUCACCCUGGUCUCCGCCUAAUUCCUCUGUGCUGUCCAGUAGCGGCAGAGAUGUUUUCUGUACAAAAAAAAAAAAAAAAAAUUAAAACAAAACAAAAAAAAUUGUAUGAUUUUCCUCUGAGAAGGGUUGUAAGAUAUAUAAGACUUUUUUGUUUGUUUGUUUGUUUUCUAAACAAAACAGAAGUACUGAUGUUUGUAGAACUUGAGUUGAAGGGCAUUUCUUCUUUAGCCGCCAACGAUACCACUAAAUAGCCUGUACGCUAGUCGCUAGCUAUUCUACUCUCGUGUCUUUUGUUUCUAGACAAUCAUUGGUUCAUUGUUUGUUUUUUUUAUUGUUCUCAUUUCUCCCGUUCGCUCCUUUCGUUCGUUCUCGGUUGGUGUUGUCGAUGUUAUUGCUGUGUAUGUUGAAAGGUGUAUUUAUUUCUUGGCAGAACUGUAGUUUGUUUACUGACUAGCACUGCUCUCGAGCUCCCCCUUCUGGUGAAGAAAGGGAGAGUGACUCCACGGUUUGCUGGAGUCUGUAGAAUACAGUAUGUCUGCGUGCCAGAUAGUAUUAAAAAAUUCAUCCCAUCUUAUACUUCUAAUGAAACUGGUAAAUGAUAUAGUUAAUAGUUUUUUUGUAUGACAUGUUUAUUGAUUCAAGUGUAAAAUAUUGAAAACGGAGGGAAUGGGGCUUAAAAAAAGGAAAGAAUAAAAAAACAGCUGGUAAUAUUUCUUCAUAAAAAAACGCAUGAUUGGUCUGGCUUCGAAUUGUACCUGACAUUUUCUACGGUUGUCUGCAAAAGCUUGUGUGAUGUUCGGGUCCCUGUUGAGUCGUCGUGCCAAAACUAUGAUAACAGACUUUCAUUUGUUCAUCGUCACUCACUGAACGACCGGAUCUUUCCUGUUUCUGUUUUUUUGUUUUCGCUUUGGUUUUUGUUUGUUCGUUUGUUGUCGUUGUUUAUAAUCCCAUUUUUAAGAGUAAUUGGCGAGUCGAGGUACUUUGCUUUCUACAAUGUAACUGUAAUGCAUUUCAAUUCAGUAAUGUGGGCGGAGCAACUAAGAAAUAAAGGACUCCAGUGUAGACCUGUG